Parastagonospora nodorum SN15 is the source of this 1912-nucleotide messenger RNA. RefSeq lists its product as hypothetical. The record is from RefSeq and is a predicted model, not a curated record. The transcript has 2 exons. NCBI's taxonomy places the organism in Eukaryota, Fungi, Ascomycota, Dothideomycetes, Pleosporales, Phaeosphaeriaceae. Bases 1 to 1611 code for a protein of 536 amino acids. Gene Ontology annotation, biological process: phospholipid transport; mitochondrion organization. Gene Ontology annotation, molecular function: lipid binding. Gene Ontology annotation, cellular component: ERMES complex.
AUGGCCUUCAACUUCAACUGGUCGCCGCUGAUGGCGGACACGUCGCGUGCGCGCGAUAUGCUCACCACAGCGCUGAACAAAUCGCCCAAACCGCCGAUCAUCGUCGACGACAUCAUCGUCACCGAACUGAACCUUGGCACGACACCACCCGAAUUGGAGAUCUUGGAGAUUGGCGAUCUCGCAGAGGACAGAUUCCGGGGCAUUUUCAAGAUGUCGUAUACUGGUGAUGCGUUUUUGACGCUCAAAACCAAGGUGCAGGCGAAUCCGCUGAAAACGAAUGACCCGCUAGAGUCGCUGAAGGUGUCGUCCACCUUUGACUCGAUACCGUUCGUGCGAGACUACCUCCAGAAGGAGAUUGAGGGGCAGCUCCGCGUGCUUUUUAUGGAAGAUCUGCCGGCUAUUAUACAUCGACUGUCGCUGCGAUUGUGGUCACCCGAGUAUCAAGCAGAAGAGAGGCUCGAAGGCAACAACGACGAUACCGUACCGAUCGAUCCCCUCGCGACGCCACCCCAAGAUGCCGUCGAUGCAUUCGGCAACCCUCUGAACGAAUCGCAGAUAUCCGCCUUGACGCUGGACACGAGUGGCGAGGUACAUGCGUCAUUCUCGCAGAAGAACAUUCUGCGGUUGGCAGCACUGUCCGAGUCGCAACACACUCUAUCGCUCUUCACACCUGGCAUACGCGAUGCUGUCUUCCGUGCGUGGGCCGGUCAUCCGGACAGGACAGAGUCUGGUCUCGCUACGCCUGGUCUUACACAGGGCAGUCUGUGCCGGAUACAAUCCACUUUUGGCAGCAUGAAGUCGGGCGCAUCAUCCGUCGCUUCCGGCAGCACAGGAAAUGACACACUCAGCUCGCGACCAUCGCUCACCACGUCGCACUCCAUGUCCGCCGGGCUGAGCUUGGGUGCGAGCCGGUCACGGACUGGCCAAGUACGGAAGCGCAAGAAGCGCGUCGUCGACCUCCGAAAACACAAGGAUGGCGUCGACUCUGGCGUCAACACGGAAGCCAACACCCCGCUCGCGAGCGCCUAUGCCUCCGAGACCUCGAGCGUCAUCCACGAAGAGCCCGAGAUGGAAGCCGAGCUCGCCACACCACCACGCACACCUGUCCGUCCAAGUCGGCAUUUUGACGGCAAGCAUGGGAGUCUCGAUGUUGGCGCACCACGCAGUCCCACCGACUCACUCCUCCCCGCUGCACCCAUAAGCUCCAAAGCGAAGCAGCACGAGACACCACAGCAAUCUAGCUCUACACAAGUUGAAGACUUUGCUACACCUACACCUACAAAGUCAUCGCGUCCCCGGCCCCCACUUUCACGCACUUCGCUCCGCCAAGCUCAGCAAUCGACAUCUCCCCUCCUCCGAUCAUUGAGCUUCGACAAAAUCUCAGCAGUGUCGAGCCCACCACAAGAAGAAGCAAGUGGCAGUGGAGGCAUUUUAGAGCAAGCGUGGAUGAUGAAAAUGGCACAAGAAAUCGCGAGAAAAGUACAAGAGGAGAAGGAUAAAGCCGACAGGCGAAGAGAACGAGGGAGUAAGGGUGGGAAGAGCAGUAAUGUGAACGGAGGCAUUUGGGCUGGCGAUGAAGAUGUCGACGCGCCGCCUGCGUAUGUUGCGUAGUUUAAUUUGAUGAAUUGAUGGGACAUGAAUUUAUGACGACGGGCGCAUUACGGUAAUAGUCUUUGGGAUUCGGAAACAAGGAAAAGCUUCGACGGAGGGUUGUUGUUGGUCGUAUCGACUUGGAGUAUCAUUGGGGGUAGAAUUGGAUGGCUAGCGCUCGCUCGUGCGUGUACAUAUGGGGAAGGGAAGGGAAGGGAUGGAAUGGAAUCUGGGCUUAGAGGUUAAUACCCUACUUUAUCGCUAUCGCUACUUUUACAGCAAAUUGAGAACAUAUCAAAAAUAAAUUCGCAUGCCUCUAGGA